This is a messenger RNA of Knipowitschia caucasica, 858 nucleotides long. Lineage: Eukaryota; Metazoa; Chordata; Actinopteri; Gobiiformes; Gobiidae. The record is from the annotation of a GenBank genome assembly.
AUGGCAAAGUUUGGACCUCCCGAGCCUUUUGAUUUCACGCAGCCAGCGGAGUGGCUCAUGUGGCGGCAGAGAUUCUCCCGGUUUCGAGUCGCAUCAAAACUUGACAAGGAGAGCGGCGAAGUGCAGGUGAACUCGCUCUUGUACUCUAUGGGGAGAGAUGCCGAACCUAUUUACGGCUCAUUUGUGUUUCCUGCGGCGACCGAGGCCAUGCCACAUCCAGAGUACGACUUUAAUCUGGUUAUUCAGAAGUUUGAUGAACACUUUGUCCCGAAGAGAAACGUCAUCCACGAUCGCGCCUGUUUUCAUAAGCGGAGCCAAAGGGCCGGUGAGGCAGUCGAAGCUUUCGUGCGGAGCCUGUACGAGCUUGCACAGCAUUGUGAGUUCGGUGCGGGGAAGGACGAGCAGAUCCGGGACCGGAUUGUUAUUGGAAUAAUGGACAAAGAGGUUUCUCAAAAACUCCAGUUAGAGGCGGACCUGACACUGGAGCGAGCCAUCCAACUUGCACGUCAAAGUGAACAGGUGAAACAACAAAGUGCAGAGCGUGUGGAAAUUACAGUGAAUGAGGAAGGCCCCAAAGCGCUGUGGCCAUACACCUUUUAUGAGGGCAGAAGGUCAGACGGGUAUGCCCUGGGUAGGCCCCUGGUCAUGAAGAAUACUAAUAGGAGCGCCUCAAUGGCCGACUCCUGCCAGCGAGGACUCCCGACGCACCCGCGAACUCUGCAAGUCAUCGAUAGUCAAGGAACCGUCUUCCCUGGGGAGCUCAAAGACCAACAACAUCGCCUGCGAGACCUCAUCCCCGAUGAGUUUAUGACAAUCCUGCCAUAUUAUAUAUCAGCCAAAAGCCCUCCCCGUAACUGA